Dimorphilus gyrociliatus is the source of this 1594-nucleotide messenger RNA. The record is from the annotation of a GenBank genome assembly. Lineage: Eukaryota; Metazoa; Annelida; Polychaeta; Dinophilidae.
AAUGUCAUCGAAAGAUAGGAUAGUUGGCUCAACUAUUGAUAUUAAAGCUCUGUAUUACAUGGAACUAAAUAGACUAUUCCUCUUCUUUAUCUUCAUUCUUACUGGCCUUUUGUACUUGCUGUUUAAUUACAAGAGACCCAAAAAUUUCCCUAAAGGGCCAUGGCAUUUACCUUUCUAUGGUACAACACCUAUAAUAUCUAGACACGAUCCAAAUGCUUUGGUGGAUUUAUCUCGUCUGUCAAGAACGUACGGUAACGUCUUUUCAAUCUCAAAAGGAAACAGAUUCAUCAUUGUUGUCUGUGACUUUCCUGAUAUGAAGAAAUUUCUUGUUAACAAUGGGUUAGCAUUCUGUGGACGACCGAAAUAUUUCGAGACGGAUGAUGAGAAGCAAAAAAUUUUAACAAGGGGGCUGUCUCAUUCAAACUAUUCAGAGGAGUGGAGACGUCAAAAAAAAUCAUGCUCUUAUUUUUGUGCCCUACUCGAAAGGAUGAAUAGUACCCUUGAAUCAGACAUCCAAACAGAAAUAACAGAUCUAUAUAAAACAUUAGCCAUCAAGAAAGAUUCUACGGUACCAAUUCGAAAAUUAUUUAUGAAAACCUCCACGAAUUUGUUACUUAAGACUCUCUACAACGAAAGAUUUCCUUUGACAGACACAAGCGGGGAGCAAAUAUAUUAUAUGUUAUAUGAUCUCUUUGAAAAGAUAAGUGAAGUGGAUUCAAUUAAAUAUAAUCCACUUUUGUAUUAUCAUCCAAAUUAUAAAGGUAAAUGGAAGGAGUAUGAACGAUGUUUAAAGCUCCUUAGACACUUCUUAGAACAACGUAACAUUGAGCACAAAACAACAGUUAGUGACUUUGCUUAUAAACAAAAACCGAAAGAUUUUGUUCAAACAUACUUUCAAGAUUUAUUUUUCCCUAUCUUUAACACUCCAAGAAGCUUCAAGCCAAAUGAAGAUUGGUUGGAUGAUAUUGUUGAAGAUUUAAUAAUAAGUGGCGUAGAGCCUAUAAGUAGUGCUUUAUCGUGGUGCAUUUAUUAUAUGAUUGAUAAUCCUUCCGUUCAGCUGAAAGUUCAGGAGGAGUUAGAUAGCAUAAUACCCGAGGAGAAAUUACCUUCUUUAAAAGAUCGUCACAAGUUACCUUUUACUGAAGCUAGUGUAUUGGAAUCUCUUCGUCUGGGUUGUAUCUAUCCAAUUGCUAUUCCACAUGCUACUCUCUCUCGUGUUACAAUAGAUGGGCGUUCAAUAAAAAGAGGGACUGAAGUGUGGUUAAAUCUCUUUGCAACUUCAAGAGAUCCUAAGCUUUGGGAAGAGCCAGAAGAAUUUGUACCAGAGAGAUUUUUAAAUGAUGUUCGCCGAGUGACGAUACCAGAAUAUUGGGUACCUUUCGGUAUAGGGGAAAGGAGCUGUGCUUGGCAGCAAACGAGUUUAGUGCAAAUAUUCCUCAUUUUCGCUUCGAUUAUGAAAAAAUUUAGCUUUCAUACAAUAAAUGCUUCUCCAUUGUCAUCAUGUCAUCCAAUUCAGGGAGGAUUAACAAGAAAACCAGCCGAUUUCCAAAUUUCUGUGUCCGCAAGAGAUCAUAUAUUUAAGGAUAUUGAAUAA